AUGAAGUUGCUGAUCUUUCUGCAGUGUUGUGUUCUCCUCUGCAAACUAGCAGCUGGUAAUGAAGGUAAGUUAUUUUAAUUCUCAUCCCUUCUUAAGUGAUCAAACACUGAACCACAGUCUAACACUACUAUUAAUAAGUUAAAAGGUUGCUAGCCUGUUGCAGAAGAUCUUUAUUGGUUUCCGUUGCGUUGCAGGCGUUAUUAAGAUAGCUCGACCCAGUAUUUUUGUAGGUACACCUUUAGCUUCCAUCUUCGAAUCUGUUAAACAAACUUAUUUUCAUUGUAAAAACCAUUAUAACACAUGUAUUACACGUAGACUAAACUUUAUCCUGAUAUUAUUUUUGGGCCAUCGGAAUACAUAUCACGUGACGAUGACGCCACUGACAAUAGUUUAGUUUUUCGUUUUGUGUUUCGAGUUAACUUCAUAGGAAACUCAGGAGUUUAGCCAUGAGGCAAAAGUCGAGUUAUGCCAUUUUUAAAAACUUUAGUACUUCCCUAUAGCUAGAGUGGGUAGCUAUCCGACUCUUAAAGGUGUCUGCGGUUUUGCAUAUCUUAGAUGACUCCUUAUUUAUCGUGCUUAGUCACGACAAACAUUACAAGCCGCAGGCUCGAUUUUCGGGGGAUUGCGACGUUCAGCGUCGCAAUCUUCGCAUAUUUCUGAAGGGCGAGGCGCCAAGUCUAUUGUUUUGAACCAAGGAUUAUAUUACAUCAAAAGACCCUGAGCCUAUCUUAAAGCUGUCAACAAUGUUCGUUUUAUUGAGCAAUCUUUCAUCUUCGACACUUAAUCCAGUUUAUCUUAAGUGGACACCCAACCUAGUUGCUAUUCACGUGCACUUUCGAAAGCAUAAUAUCAAAUAGACUUCAAAAAUUCUGCAUUGGAGCUUCACUCUUCGUCUUUAAUUUUAGCCGACCCACUCAAUAAACAAUAAAUAAGCACAAUAUUACCGAAAAAUAAUUACAACUGAGAACUUGAUGAAUAAACAAUGAAAACAACAACUCAAUUAUCUCUCAGGGAGACCACCGCCAAAGCGGAUACCCGCGAGGUUUGUUCGGUUUCAUCAUAGACGGAAGAAAUUUUUACAACCCUAGUAUAAAUCUGGCCUAAUUGUCACUUGAUCGAAGAGAGAUAUUUACGCAAAAAAAAAAAACUAUCACAGUUCACAAAUGAUUUAGACAUUAUCUUAAUAUUUUACCUUAAACUGUCGAAAUUAAAGUAUUGCCGCCCGCGGACAAAACUAGCUUUUCUCCGGUUUCCGGUGUACAUCAAACACAGGCAUCACGCUGAAUAUUAUCCAGACUGAGAGCCGUAGAUCAGAAAAAAAAUCACAAUGACUAAAUUUCGCUUUUGAAACCAACACCACUCGUCGUAAGAUUGGGCGCAUCGCAUAAGAGCUAAAGACUUGAGAGGGAGAGAAAAUAAAAAUCUACCGAAUUAUAUACACUAACAAAAACAACAACUCUAUAACGACUAGCUAAAACACGAUCGAUUCAAGCUGUGGCUUACUUUAUACUUUAUCACAGCUUCUUAAGAAUGGGCGCGCUGCCUGUAAGCCAUUAGGAAGAGGAGAGAAAAAUCUACCGAAUUAUACAAACUAAAGCAAUGUAAAAAAAGCUGCAUUUACUAGCUAAAACACGAUCGAUUUUAGCUAUGUACUAUUCACUUUAAGAAAAUCUCCCUUCACCUCUUAAACUUGGGCGCGCCGCCUGUAAGCCAAAAGGGAGAGGAGAGAAUAAUCUACUGAUUUACCAAACUAACACAGCGUAUAAAAACUGCAAUUGGCUAGGUAGUAAAACAUGAACGACUCAAACUACGAAUGUUUCAAUCUAAAAAAAUCUCUCUUCACCUCUUAAACUUGGGCGCGCCGCCUGGAAGCCAAGGGGGGAGAGGAAAGAGUAACCAAACUGAUACAGCGUAUGAAAACUGCAAUUGGCUAGCUAGUAAAACAUGGUCUAUUCAGGCUACGAGUUUUUUACCGUUGAAAAAAAUCUCUCGUCACCUCUUAAACUUGGGCGUGCCGCCUGUAAGCUAAGAGGGAGAGGAGAGAAAAAAUUACUGAAUUAUCCAAACUAACAACGCAUGAAAACUGCACUUGGCUAGCUAGCUAAAACAUGACGAUUCAAUCUACGAGUUUUUUACCUUAAAAAAUCUCUCUUCACCUCUUAAACUUGGGCGUGCCGCCUGUAAGCCAAGAGGGAGAGGAGAGAAUAAUCCACUGAAUUAUCCAAACUAACAUAGCGCAUGAAAACUGCAAUUGGCUAGGUAGUAAAACAUGAUCGAUUCAAGCUACGAGUUUUUUACCCUUGAAAAAAAUCUCUCUUCACCUCUUAAACUUGGGCGUGCCGCCUGUAAGCGAAGAGGGAGAGGAGAGAAUUACCUACUGAAUUAUCCGAACUAACACAGCGUAUAAAAACUGCAAUAGGCUAGCUAGUAAAACAUGAUCGACUCAAGCUACGAGUGUUUCAAUUUAAAUAUUUCUCUCUUCACCUCUUAAACUUGGGCGUGCCGCCUGGAAGCCAAGAGGGAGAGGAGAGAGUAACCAAACUAACGCAGCGUAAGAAAACUGCAAUUGGCUAGUUAGUAAAACAUGGUCUAUUCAAGCUACGAGCUUUUUGCCGUUGAAAAAAAUCUCUCGUCACCUCUUAAACUUGGGCGUGCCGCCUGUAAGCCAAGAGGGAGAGGAGAGAAUAAUCCACUGAAUUAUCCAAACUAACAUAGCGCAUGAAAACUGCAAUUGGCUAGGUAGUAAAACAUGAUCGAUUCAAGCUACGAGUUUUUUACUCUUGAAAAAAAUCUCUCUUCACCUCUUAAACUUGGGCGUGCCGCCUGUAAGGUAAGAGGGAGAGGAGAGAAUGACCUACUGAAUUAUCCAAACUAACACAGCGUAUAAAAACUGCAAUAGGCUAGCUAAUAAAACAUGAUCGACUAAAGCUACGAGUGUUUCAAUUUAAAUAAAUCUCUCUUCACCUCUUAAACUUGGGCGUGCCACCUGGAAGCCAAGAGGGAGAGGAGAGAGUAACCAAACUAACACAUCGUAAGAAAACUGCAAUUGGCUAGCUAGUAAAACAUGGUCUAUUCAGGCUACGAGCUUUUUGCCCUUGAAAAAAAUCUCUCGUCACCUCUUAAACUUGGGCGUGCCGCCUGUAAGCUAAGAGGGAGAGGAGAGAAAAAUUUACUGAAUUAUCUAAACUAACACAGCGCAUGAAAACUGUAAUUGGCUAGCUAGCUAAAACAUGACGAUUCAAUCUACGAGUUUUUCCCCCUUUAAAAAUCUCUCUUCACCUCUUAAACUUGGGCGUGCCGCCUGUAAGCUAAGAGGGAGAGGAGAGAAAAAUUUACUGAAUUAUCCAAACUAACAUAGCUCAUAAAGACUGCAAUUGGCUAGAUAGUAAAACAUGAUCGAUUCAAGCUACGAGUUUUUUACCCUUGAAAAAAAUAUCUCUUUACCUCUUAAACUUGGGCGCGUCGCCUGUAAGCUAAGAGGGAGAGGAGAGAAUAACCUACUGAAUUAUCCGAACCGGUAACACAGGAUAUGAAAAUUGCAAUUGGCUAGCUAAAACACGAUCGAUUUCAGGAUCCGAGUUCUUUUUACUUAAAAAAUCUCUCUUCACAAAAUGCGUUCCUAUAAUCCAUUCCUCGAAAUUUGAAUCUGUAUAUCACUUUCGGGGAAAAUCUAACAUCUUGCAGAAAAUACUAAACGAGCUUGGCCCAGCGUGACAUAAAUUGGAGGAAACCAUCACAUUCACGGACAAAAGAAUAUCGCCUUUAGCUAUUCAGAUCCAGGAGGCACUUUGGAGAAGACUAAACAACCUAAAACUCUUAUUUAGCCGCAAAGGAAGAGAUUUACGUUUCAAAAGAGGUCGAAGAAAGUGCUCUUGCAUUAGAGGACAAAUCAUGCCGACCAGAGACAAUAACCGCAGAAAAUCAAUAUGCGUGUCAUGACCUCUCAGUAUGAAACAAGCGGCAAAAUUCACAUUUACUCAUUCAAAGAGUAGAACCCAGAAUAUAAUAUACCCACCAGAGAAAACAAUUUUUGGAACAAGCAGCAUUUUGGCACGAGGUAAAAGUCGUGUGUUGCCUACCAGCCCCCUUUUUACACUCUGUUAGAUGGUUCGAGCAUUUUGGCGGGAUCACGGCUCUUUUGGCGCGUGUUGUAAAUGCCCUUUGAAUUAUAAUAUUUGUGCCUUAUUGUGUAGUGAUCGAGGAUAUACACAAUACCAAAGGCAAGUAAAUAUUUUCCUCUGUUUUCCUCAGUGUCGUCAAACCGGCUUCACCGAUGUGCUCGAACUCCGCAUGCGAGAGCCAUAACAAGCUGCUCCUCUACCUUUUUAAAUAAUAAAGGUCUCUCUUACCUUAUAUCGGCGAACACAGUUUCUGUCCUUCGGACAUAAUGCGAAAUAACAUCCAGAACUCUUCACGUUGAACUUUUGAAACCAUUUCGGCGACAAUAUGUAACUUACCAGGUAACGUACCGAAUAAUUAUUACUUUGGAGGGUUCGAAUUCGACCUUCAUAAAGCGCUAGAUUUUGCCUUUCGCUUAAGAAACCAAAAAAAUAUUUCUUUUUUUCCAAGACUUGCACCAAGACCCUUUUUUAACACCAACCAUGAAUUUAAGUAUUUUCAUUAAGUGAUUUUGACGAGAACCAUAGCUGAGUUAAAAUUUCUCGCUCCGAUGGCAUAAAUUCGGCGCGCAGAAGACAAGCUCUGAUAUUUGACGCAAAUUUGUGUCCUGUCCUAAAAUGAGUUUAUUGACAGAUGAACUGACAGAAAGCGAUUAAUGUGAACACCUGAGGUGCGCAAGGAAAUGUGUCAAGACUAACGCCUUGUAGUUACUUGAGUCCAGUUUGUGGGUAUCUCCAUGGAAAUUAAGGAUCCCUGGUGCGUGCACGAAAAUCGACCUUGCGGCUCGUAAUGGAAAAGCCGAUCUUUGUAUUUUUUUUUUAAUAUGUGCACGUGAAAACGUUACGGUUCCCACACCACUCUACAGUUUGCACAAAUCGAAUUAGUUUUUGUAAGGCAAGAAGCCUUCAGAAAAGAUUCACAAAUUAGCCCAUCAAUUGCGCAGAAAAGAUCAGUCACCUCGCGAGAACUACAGUCGUUAAUUAGCCCGUUAAACUUUUGUUGGUCCGUGGUCACUCCAGGACGAGCCUAUUUGCGACGCAUCGAUCUUACCGCAGGCGUUACACGCCCCUACCAUCACGUCCGCCGUUUAAACACCUAAGAUAAACAUGCUACAGUUUUAAGAUAGUUUUAACAGAAUUUUUUUUUUCUGUCAGAGCUAUGGGACACUUUAUCGACUUUCGAAUUAUAUACAGAUGCCGUUGCAUCAAAGGGUUACGGAGCGAUAUUUGGAAAGCACUGGGUUUUAUGGCCCUUUUCCUAUAGCAUAUGGCACUGCCUUUUAAAAUAAAACUUUACUCGAGCCUUUUUAUUACUCUGGCGCUACAUAUUUGGGACCCACCAUGGCAAAUGGUUGCGUCUUGUUUUUCACUGACAAUGCGGCCCUUGUAGAUAUUAUAAACAAACGAACUUCAAAAACAUUAACAGGUCAUGAUUCUUUCUACGUAACCUUGUACUCAGCUGCUAGAUACGGAGGGGGGAGGGGAUAUAUCAUAUUUUUUCGAGCCAGCCGCGUCCCCGACUUAAAGAAGAGUCCUGCAUCUCCCGUUUACAGAUUGAGGGAUUCAAGGAACUCUCGCCGGAGGAGGACAACUUUCUAACAGCAGUGCCAACGAGCCUACAGCCGGAAAGUUGGUCACUCACUUGAGAGACUUGCUAUUAGGCUCGGGCUAUUUGGCUACUGCCUCUCGUAGCCCGUACCUUAAAGUGUGGCUGGGAACCAACCCUUCCAUACCAAGGUGACUGCCUUUAUCUCCAAUCUCUCGGCCAAAUAUUUCGCCCCUUCUACGAUGCCUUCUGUCCUCUCCUGUCCUACCCUCCCACGCAGACUUUCUUAGGGGAUUCGUCAUAGAGGGACUUCAACGAGAGCCCCCGAAGUUACUUUUAGGGUAUCGGUAUAAAUAUGGCAAUUAUUUAAGUUACUUGAGCGGCUAAGUCAGAGAACUGAUUCCCCGUUCCUUUCUCCUGGCUUAUUUUCUGUUUAAUUUUGUUUGUUUUGUUUUUAUUUAUUUUCACUGUCCUUUUUUUUUUCUUUUUACUAGCUACAAAAUUUGGUUUUUUAGUCUUACUUCAUUUUAUGACUAGUUCGCUUCACUUACAGUUUAAGCCAGAGAUAUCAAAACGUUUCCUAGCCUCUGCGGCUCGACCGGUAGGUCUUACUGAUAAUGAUAACGACAAACUCCGCAAUGUUUUGCUGUAGACUGAUUCGUUUCCUUACAGGAGAGGGAUGCCGUGAGGCUUUUGGAAUGGAAAACGGAAAGAUUGCUGACGACCAAAUAACUGCUUCCUCAGAAAAGGAAGCCUAUCCAGCCGUUAAUGGAAGAUUACAUUAUACCACUCCACAAGGAAGACCAUUCGGUUGGCAACCUAAAAACAGUAGCUGCAUUGAAUGGCUGCUAGUUGAUCUUCUUCUUGACAACAGCACAAUAACGGGGGUAGCAACACAAGGAUGCAGCAGUCGCACGUCAAAAUCUGUUUUAAGUGUAACCAAAUACGAAUUAGAAUUCAGCAAUGAUAGUAAAGCGUUUUAUGCAGACCAUCGGGUAAGCUUAUUUCGUUUUUCUUUCAAUGAAAUUCCGAAGCUUAUAUAUUUGUCUUUAGAGUUCCACAAAGCUGAAAUACUUUUUGUCUAAACGUCUGAAUUGGGGGACAGAAAAGCUUGUUUUUUAUAUGAUCAAGUAAAUGGUUUUCCAGGGAGAAUUUAGCAUAACAAGAGAAAAGUACAAGUUAUAUUACGUGUAUAUUAAAGGAUGGUUUCAAAGGAAAAGGUUUCAAUUUACAGUAUUCAAAUACUUUAGCAGAAUUUCUCUCUUGAUGCAAUGUUUACAACAGGGGCGGAUCCACGAUUUUUUUUAGGAGGGGGUGCACUCGUCUCUUAAGCUCUACUUCAACACCAAGAAACCACAUUUUUUUUUUUUUGCAGAAUACCAGUUGUAUUAGAAAACCGUAGGUCAUCUAAGGGGGCACCCCUGCACCCUCCCCCUAGAUCCGCCCCUGUACAACUACAGUUUACUUGAAAUCAGGCUGUUUUGUGAACUCAAAAUUUCCUAAAAAGACGAAUUUUUCCCCAGAAAUGAAAGUUUCUUUAUGACUUAAAGAAAAUGAAAGCAAAUCUUUACGAUAAUUCUACAUUUCAAGUAAACAGAACAAACUAAGGAAUACUACAGAGAAACAACGCCUUAUUUCAAGCAACCGUGGCCGCUGUCUCCGCUUUUCUAUAGCCGCCCCCUACCCUCUCUGAUUUUUUUUAUGAGGGGAGGCUAAUAAAACUCAGGCUUGAGUAGCGAAAUUUCAUGCCGUUUACAGAUGUGUCAAUUUAAAUCGCGAAACUGUAAUAAAUCCCCGCGAAAUUAAUGUAGCAAAAACGGCGACAUAACCCCUCAAAAAAAAAGGGGGGGGGGGAAGUGUAAUUACUGUACUGAUCCUGAGGUAACAGUUGACUUUCUCUGUUGAUAUCAACAUUGUUGAUGUUUAUUUCCGUACACUAUGUUUCUAUUUACUUUAUCGAAGUACAAGAGAAUAAUUACUGGAUGACACAGUAGUACCUCUUUCAUAAAACAGAGGAGAAUAUCUCAUAACAUGUGACUUAUCUAUGUUUUCUGGAUUCUCUAAAAUCCUGUUUUCCCUUAAAUUAGUUAUACGCAGGAAACACAGACGAGGACACAGUCGUAUAUCACACCUUGGAUACACCAAUAAAGGCUCGCUACGUUCGCUUCCAACCAAAAUUUUGGAAAAAUGGGAUAUGCGUGAGAGUGGAGCUCUAUGGCAAAAUCACAACAGGUACUUCAGUUAUGUAACUGGCACUUUUUUCCUAUAAGCUAUACUUUUGGUCCCAUAUUACUUUUUGAAUCAGUAAGCUUAAAGAUGAUUUUAAUUUACUUUUGGCUCACUAUAAAACGUAAUCAAAUUAACAUCACAUAAAUAAUACUUACAGAUACUAUUUGUAAUAUCAUCACAUGUAAAUUGUGCGUUUGGGAAUUAAAUGUCUGUUCAAGACAUCUCUAAAAAGUGUAAAUUAACUUAUUAUUUGACAAUAUGAAGAACGUAAAAUUAUCGAGGAGGUAAGUGUAUCAAAUGAGACUCCGCUAGUCAAUCAGGCCACCUGAUGAUCCCCUUCCAGAGACUCUCGCGAAAACACUCAAAUCAAACCAAUGCCGCUUUCUAUUCAGUAAGACACUUCUUACUUACGUACCCUGCUCGGCGUGCGCUGAUGAGCGCAGUUUCAGCUCGAUGAAAGACUUCAUUACCUAAUACGAUGACAGAUGAGCGACUUUCGUCCUUGUCGAUUUUACAUAUACAUUAACACAAAGAUGUUUAUUUUGAUAAUGUCGCUAAAUCUGCGCAACAAAAGGGGAGGCACCAGAAAAUGGUUUGAUGCAUGGCGAAAUGACCGUAAACCUUGCUUUCUUAAUAGCCUGUGUACACUGGGCUUUUUUUAAUAUAGAUUUGUUCUUGUUUCAUGUUCAUUCAAUUGUGCCAUUUUUUCCGAUCCCAAGCUUGUGAUUCCAGUCCAUGUCUCAAUGGAGGAACCUGUUUUGAAGACGAAAGUGGAAAAGAGUACAUGUGUAAAUGCAGUAGUGGAUGGAAAGGAGACAAUUGCGAAAAAAAUAUGACAGGUAGCCAUUGAUAUUAAGAAACGUUCUUAUUAUAUAUUUGUGGCUUGUAAGAAAUCCAGAGAUAUCCACAGGCAUCACCUUAAGGUGCUCAGUUCGAAAAAUCAUCCAUGAGCGGUGAAUUCCAUAUUUUGAAAAGGCGUGAGAUAAAUGUUAUGAAUGAAAUCGCGUUGCAACCCUUAUCAUAGCUAUAUCAACUGUAAAAAUAGCCUAUUGUUUCUUGUUUAUUUAUUAAUAACUGUGUAUUAUCAAUCUUUAAAAUUUCCAAGCUUGUGAUUCCAGUCCAUGUCUCAAUGGAGGAAUCUGCCAUGAAGAGGAAAGUGGACAAGGGUACAUCUGUAAAUGCAGUUGUGGAUGGAAAGGAGACAAUUGCGAAAACAAGACUUAUACAGGUACCCCCUAAAUUUAGAAACGUUCUUCAUUAUACAUUUGUGACUUAUGUUCAUUUAACUGUGCCAUUUUUUCCCAAGCUUGUGAUUCCAGUCCAUGUCUCAAUGGAGGAACCUGUUUUGAAGACGAAAGCGGAGAAGAGUACAUCUGUAAAUGUGGUAGUGGAUGGAGAGGAAACAAUUGCGAAAAAAAUAUGACAGGUAACCACUGAUAUUAAGAAACGUUCUUAUUAUAUAUUUGUGGCUUGUAAGAAAUCCAGUGAUCUCCACAGGAAUCACCUUAAGGUGCUCAGUUCGAAAUAUCAUGCAUGAGCGGUGAAUUCCAUAGUUUGUAAAGACGUAAGAUAAAUGUUAUGAAUGAAACCGCGUUGCAACCCCUUAUAAUAGCUAUAUCAACUGUAAAAAUAGCUUAUUGUUUCUUGUUUAUUUAUUAAUAACUGUGUAUUAUCAAUCUUUAAAAUUUCCAAGCUUGUGAUUCCAGUCCAUGUCUCAAUGGAGGAAUCUGCCAUGAAGCGGAAAGUGGACAAGGGUACACCUGUAAAUGUAGUAGUGGAUGGAUAGGAGACAAUUGCCAAAAAAAGACGUAUGGAGGUACCCUCUAAAUUUAGAAACGUUCUUCACCAUACGUUUGUGGCUUGUAAGAAAUACAGAGAUCUCCACAGGCAUCACGUUAAUGUACUCAGGUCAAAAUAUCAUGCAUGAGCGGUGAAUUCUAUCAUUCUUAGGAAAGAAUCAAAAUGAAUGUUUAGGGAAGGACCAUUUAAUUUUUGAAAGGGGUGAAGGGGGGGUGUACCAGACCUCGUGUCUUCCCUCCCCCGGGUGAUCGUUUUUCUGCACAGACGACCGAAAACCGACAAUAUAACUGGGCUUGCCCCAUUGGCAGCCCAGUAAAAAGUAGCCACGCCCUGUCCUCCCCCACUAAAUUCCCCUUGCUCCGCUUGUACUUUAAAACCCUUGUUAUUCUGUUCUUACUUAGUAGUUUUAUCAGAAAGUCCUUUUAGUUUAUUCUCUCUAGAUAAGGAUUGUCCUCUCAACGUUUCUCUGCGUUCUUUAAUUAUCAUUUUUAAGCGACUACUUAAUAAUAUUUGACUGCCGAAAAAUGGCUCUUGUCCUUGCAAAAAAACGCCUUCGACAGGAAUAUAUAAUGGUGCCUAACCAGUUUGUUAUUCCACCCACAAAUUAGCCGAUUUUACGAAUACAAAAAAAUACUUGACUAAAGAUGUUCAUCAUUUGCGUUAUAACAUUGUCGAACUGACUUAAGGGGAAAAAACGGAAAUAAACACAGCGCACACCUAAUUUAACAACCGGUUGCAAAAGUGCUGAGCCAAUCUGACGAAAAAUCCGGCCUUCUUAAUUCAAAUCGCUGCUUGUCACUGACUCGUCCGGUGAGAUAUAAUACUCACCUCCCCCUUCCCCUCCAUUCAAAGUUGUUCUUCCAAAUGUUGAACAUGGUCAUGUACUACUAGCAACUUUGAUAAGGGAAGGAGGAGGGAUGACAAGCAUAAAAUCAUGGCCAGGCCAUUUAAGCAAAAAUAAGGUAUGGUAUAGCGUCUCAAAUAUCUUUGCAACUGGUUGUAGCUUUUUUUAAAACAGCUAGUAUACAAUAGACACGGCCGGUUGCACGGAAAUCAGUGACCUUGCGAUGCGUUCUCGCAGCCUUCAAUAACCCGUUCAUCGGAGUAUUACAGUACUGUUUCCCUCAUUUCGUUUAAUAGGCCAUCUUACAGUUAUGGACGGAAGCGAGGCUGGAGGUGACCUUGUUUUGAUACAAACCUCCCUGCUUUAUUAUGUAAAUCAAGUUGUUCUUAUGCUAAUUAGUAUUUUUCAAGGACAAUUUCCAUAACAAAGCAAAGGAGGUUUGUAUCACAUUCACUCGAAGGCUAGGGUACUAAGGGCGUGUUUAUAUGGAGGUGGGAGACCCCAGAUAGGUGAGGUAACAUGUGGCGGGUCACCCCACCUAUCAUGUAAACAUGGUCAAAAUAAUUAAAUAAGAGAUUAUAUCGAUAAGCGGUUACCCUACCUAAGUGGGUUAUCCCACCUUCUUGGGGUGCCGCACCUCCAUGUAAACAGGCCCUAAGUCCACAACUGUAAAAUGGUUUAUUUUUUGUAUAGAGCCUGUUUUACUCCUUUGAUCUCUUAAAAUUUGAGAACAAUGUACGUUUAAAAUAUUUUGACGCCGUUUUGGAACUUCAAAUAAUAAAACAGCCUGUCUACACUUUAAGCAUGUAUUUUUCGUGCGAUGAUCAGAUCCGAGAAACUCGCGAAGUUACGAAAAGCUUUAAACUUUGAGUCUCAAAGAGACAUCUCAGUUAACGAAAGAAUAAAUGUUGUCAAAACAUAAGCCCUUUCAAUGGUAAUUUUUAUCCGCAGUUAUAUGGAAACACCACCUAAUUUUUCUAAAGAGGACGGAAGAAAAUGGUUUUCGACCUCGAAUGGAAUCAUAAACCUGUGAAAAUUAAAAAGACCACUCAGAUAACAUUUUUUAUUUUAAGACCAAUUAAUUAAAAAUCGGUUAAUAUUACUUUAAAUAUCACAACGUUUUGAUAAUAACAUUGUCAAAUGAACCUGUAGAACUUGUUUGUGCAACGAAGACGACGAAGUUUGUUUGUAAAAUACUUUAUGGUGUUCUAAAAAUAUGUAUGAAGAAGUAAAUUAUAAAACUGUGAUAAAACUAAGAAAAAGAUGAGCCAUAGGCUAAGGGAAUUUUAUAGCUUUCAAGCUUAAGCUUGUUUUAUCAUGUUUACUGUUGUUUUACUUGUUUUUAAGAAAAGAUAACAAUCCAACUAAUCUAAAGCGCUUGUUCAUAAAUAUCUGCGUUUCAGAAUGCCUCCACUACCAAAGUUUGACCAACGGUAACAGGAAAGUGUCCCACGGUUCAUCUCCACUUCUUUGUGAUAAUACACUUCCACAUGGAUGGUAUCGUUUCCAAGGUAACGCGGGGACAAAAAUGCCUACGUCAUGCGUUUCUGACUACAGAUGUAGUACUCAUGCCACUGGCUGGCUUAACGGUGCUCAUCCGUCAGUAGAAGAAGGCAAAGUCACCAAAAGGGUCUGCUUCAGCUGGGCCUCAAACUGCUGCACGUGGUCGAUCAAUAUUGAAGUACUCAACUGCGGAGAUUUCUUCCUGUAUCACUUCCAAGGAACUCCCCCGGAACAUCCAUGUCAUCUUCGUUAUUGUGGUACAGACUGAGGGAAUCAAGGUUUUCGAAUUCCCAUUCUUCGGGACAAAAAAGUGUGUUCAAACGCCCGCCUUAAGUUCAGAAUAGACGACCAAGUAGCUUUUCAUACUAGAGGGAAUUACUUACUAUAGAAUUUAGUGAAUCUGAGAAGUAAAACUGUAUAUUUGCCUAAAGUUUUAUUCUCACAGUUUCAAUCCUUACUCCUAAUAGUAGGCUUGUUGGCUUGUUUGGUUAGUAAGUUUCCUUGUGAGUUUCUGAAGAAACUGUAGUGUUGCCUCAAUAGCAGAGGGAAAUGUAAAAAAUUGUAGUUUGCGUAUUUUGCGUUCGCUGAUAAAACGUAGCCUUUAAUUUAGUGUGCAGUAAACACUCAUCAUCAUCAAGUCUCAUCGCGCCUG
This is a messenger RNA of Porites lobata, 12692 nucleotides long. The record is from the annotation of a GenBank genome assembly. NCBI's taxonomy places the organism in Eukaryota, Metazoa, Cnidaria, Anthozoa, Scleractinia, Poritidae.